Molecule: messenger RNA, 1169 nt
Organism: Polistes dominula (European paper wasp)
Lineage: Eukaryota; Metazoa; Arthropoda; Insecta; Hymenoptera; Vespidae
Product: insulin-like growth factor-binding protein-related protein 1
Biological process (GO): regulation of signal transduction; regulation of cell growth
Cellular component (GO): extracellular region
Molecular function (GO): insulin-like growth factor binding
Source: RefSeq, a predicted model, not a curated record
CAUGACGCGCAACGGAGCAUUUCCAUGGUUAUCAUCGUCAUCCUUUUCGUGUUUCUUGUUUCUCCUUUUUUCAACAUUACCAUCUCAUCAAGAGGAUCGUGCCUCGGUUACUUUUGAUUUAAGUCCCAUAUUAUUUGGAUCUUUGGUGAAAGAUUCGAAAUCACAUGAGUCAAAAGAUAAUAAAUUGCCAGGGUGCAUUGAAUGUGGAGAAUACAGAUGUCCGGAGAAUCCGUCAAAGUGUCUCUUGGGAUCCGUAUCGGAUCCUUGCGGUUGCUGCAAGGCAGGUAUAUGUGCACGUCUUGGUGGUGAACCUUGUUGGAAUUCAAGUAUAACGGAACCAUACGCUAAUAGUCGUAAAGAUGGUUUCUGUGCGAGAAAUUAUUUUUGCCAAUUACGUACUGAUCUUCAAAAAGAGGACGUAGCGGAAACGAUCUGUAUCUGCAUGGAACAGACACCGGCAUGCGGUAGCGACCAAGUGACUUACGAAACGCCAUGCGCUCUUCACGAGAAAGCUAUGAGGCUGAAAAGUCAUUUAUCUUUGAAAUUACAACAGCUUGGUCCUUGCCCAACUCGACCAUGGAUCGUUUCUUACUCGGAACAUGUCGUUUCGAAUAUUGGCCAGCUUGUUCUCCUUUCUUGCGAGACUAAAGGUUUCCCUGUACCUGAUAUCUUUUGGGAAUUUCAUUCUCCGGAUGGAAAGAAAGUUUUAAAACUUCAAACAAAUGAGGAAUACAUAAUCAGCGUAGAAAAAAAUAUCGAUCCAAAAUCUUGGACAAAAACGUCAUGGCUACAACUACCACGACUAACUAAAGAUCAUGUUGGAACUUACCAUUGCAUUGCCAAUAAUUCGAUAGGAGAAGCAGGAGCAGCUUCCUUCGUAUCGAUUGUUUAAAUUCCUGAUUACGUUCCGUAGAAAACGUGAGUUCGAUUGUGGUGGAAAAUGGAAACUGGAUUAGAACGGAAUUAAAGGGAAGAAGAGGAAACAUUAAUCAUCCUCAUCUAGAAGAAAUUGUUAUCAUCGUAAUAAUUAUUUCUUCUUCUUCUUCUUUUUCUUCUUCGGUCGUAUAAAUGGUUGAAUGAAAUUUUUUUAUAAAAAGAAUAUGAAAUAAUCCUUCAUAUUACUUUACACAUUUACACCACAACAAAAUGUCGCAUUUUAUAUAACCCGG